Molecule: messenger RNA, 3110 nt
Organism: Pseudovirgaria hyperparasitica
Lineage: Eukaryota; Fungi; Ascomycota; Dothideomycetes; Acrospermales; Acrospermaceae
Exons: 4
Coding region: 33-2807 (924 amino acids)
Biological process (GO): actin cytoskeleton organization
Molecular function (GO): actin binding; small GTPase binding
Source: RefSeq, a predicted model, not a curated record
GUAAUGCCUACCAACUUCGCAUUCUCGAGUGUAUGCUGACCGUAGAACUCUACCGCAACCCUCUCUACGAAUCCCCUACAUCACUCCGAGCGAAAUAUAUAUAUGCUGCUCGCGCAUUUGUAUAUUUGAUUGUCGCUAUGGCUACGCCUGCUAGCUCACCAGAGAAAAGUGGUCACCGCCGCAACAGGUCGACCACUGUCUUGAAAUCGAUCAUGUCCUCUCGAUCACCUCACAAGAGAGCUCCGUCAGACGGUACUGCCCUUUUCAAAUCGGCGAAAAGCGAACAUACCCAUGGAAGCUCAACAUCACAACCAAUAUUGGCUCCUCCAUUAAACAUUCAACAAGCAGCGAGUGCCAGAGUUUUGGGCGAAAUCUCGAACCCAGCUGGCUCGCGUUCCACAAGCAAGCAACAAGCUAGGGCUAGUACGACGCAAGGGAGCCCGAGCAAAAAGGCUCAAGGUUCCAUGCGAUUACGAUCAUUUGUAAGAGAUAAAGAGCCAAAAGAUACACCUCCCCAUUUCAUCAAGGAUGUGUCCAAGCAGCCCAAGAAGACAAAGUCAUCAACAGGCAUAUCAAACAUGUUUGGAAUCGGAAAAUCCCGUGGCGACGUGCACCCGAUUCCUAUCGAACCCAAGGACAAAGAAAACACUACACCUCCAAAUUCGGCAAACGGAAUCGCUGAAACCCCAAUAUGGUCUCAAUUUCGCUCGCAGUCGUACCAGACUGCGCCCAAUGCCUCUGCCGUUGCACUCAGCGAUCGCCACGUCGCCGAGGAAGAAAUCGUCAAAUAUACGCCUACGGAUUACUCUCCAUCGAAGCAGAUAAAUUUCCAAGCCUCUGCUCGACCGACUUUACAAAGCAGAAGUACAUCUGCUCCGCGACCGAAAUCUGAGCACCUACCACAUGAUUCAUCAAUGUCUUCACUACUAGACAGCAUGCAACGCAAGAUAAGCGGCGAGAGAGAACGUAUUCCACACGCAAGGGUACCAGUCGAACGCUACAAGCAAGAGCCUAUGGGCAAGUUCUCAUCUUCUGGAUUCGUUGGACCAUCUCAGAAAAAGGGCGGUCGAGUAAAGGCUGCAGUUGCUGCAUACAACGUAAAAUCGCGAGACGUGCAAGGGGAGCCUUCUAUGGACCCUGACACCAUUGCUAUUGAGUUUGAGGCAGUUCUGGAAUCGAGGAAUGUACCAGAUGUCGUCCGCUCCAGAAUGAGAACAUUGGCCGACCGUGUAAAGAUUGACUUCAUCAUGAAGCACAAGACAGAAAGCUCAGGACCUACGCGGGCCUCACCUUCUGGAUCCGCUGAAAUGAUGGGAUCCUUGCCGAAUUGUUCAGAUGUUUCCAGCACAGGAAGAUCAACUAAUAGUCAGAAAUUAGAUGAUGAAAAACAUAGAAACGGGUCUGAUGUUUCACCCUCCAAAAAGGGGCGCCCCCGAAGCCGGACUUUCACCUUUAAUAAAGGAGACUCACCAACCAAGAAACCAAAGUCUGAAGAGACAAAUGCAACCAAGUCCGAUAAGCCACAUACAAUAGCUAAAUCGCCUUCAUCGCGGUCUUUAUCAUCCGUCACUUCAGUAAAGAGUUCAUCCUCUUCGAAAUCUACAAAAACAGCUGUCCCAGAAGAUUUCGUAAACUAUCUACGCAAGACUACAAAACCUCAAGAAGUUGAAGUCGGGAAACUGCACAAGUUACGUCUCUUACUGCGCAAUGAAACCGUUGCGUGGGUCGAUUCGUUCAUCAGCCAGGGUGGUAUGGGAGACGUGGUAGGCCUGAUCGAUCGUAUCUUGGAGCUGGAAUGGAGGGAAGAGCAUGAAGAUGCAUUGCUCCACGAGACCCUUUUGUGCUUGAAGGGACUGUGCACAACGAGUCUUGCCCUCCAUAAACUAUGUGAAUACGAGUCGAAGCUCUUUCCCACACUUCUGAAGAUGCUUUUCGACGAGGAAAGAAAGGGCCCAAGCGAGUUCACAACCCGGGAGAUUGUGAUCAGAGUGUUAUUCACUCAUUUGUGUGCUGCUCGAGGGUCGGACCUCCCAGGACGUGCACGAACCAUAUUAGGGUAUCUUCAAGAUCCUGCUCCCCCAGAAGAGGCAAAGCCUCUUGCUUUCAUCCUAGAGAUGCAUCAACCUCGCCCAUAUCGGAUCUGGUGCCGCGAGAUCGUGAACGUGACCAAGGAAGUCUUCUGGAUUUUUCUCCAUCAUCUCAACGUGAUUCCACUGCCCUCUAACGCCGCCAUGGAAGAACCUUCGAUACGUUCGGAAGGCUCCUCAUCGGCGCCAUUAUCACGUCCUUAUUCGUACCCACUUAUGACAAGUGGUCCUAAGCAAGACUAUACUAUGGUCCACUUUCCACAGCCACGGCCUCCAGUCCCGGCUGCCCCAUAUAUAGGAGGUGUUGAAUGGGAUGCCACCCAGUACCUUGCUACCCAUAUGGAUCUCUUGAACGGAAUUAUAGCUUCCAUACCGACCGUGACCGAACGAAACAAGCUCAGGGCCGAGCUGAGAGCGUCAGGGUUUGAGAAGGUUAUGGGCGGAGCGCUUCGUACUUGCAAAGAAAAGUUUUAUGGGCACAUACAUGAUGUUUUGCGGGAAUGGAUUUUGGCGGCUAUAGAUGACGGCUGGGACGCCAAAGCAGUGAGAAUGGGGGAAACUGGGCAGAUCAGCCCCACCAAAAGCGUCAAGGGAGGCAGUCCGAUGAAGAAGAAAGAGCCGCCACCCAAGAUAGAGACUUUACCACAGCUGGGCUUCGGGGUCGAUGAAGAUAGGAAGAGAAGAAGCACGAGUGUGGUCGAUGAGUGGCUGGGAGUCUGAAGAGAAAUCCCAACCACAAGAGGAGGAUCGAGAAAUGAAAUGCACACAAGCACGGCUACGAGAAUAAGAGCUGGCGCUGCGAACGGAACAUGAACGACACGAAUUUACUGCAGCAUUACUUACACCUUGUUGAACGAAAACGAAAUUGUCUUCUUUACGACUGAUGUCAUCUCAUUGGGCCGGAGUAGUCAUCCUUGUGGAGUUCACGGGGGAGUUCUAUGUAUAUGUAUAUAUAUCAUUGACAAAUGGUUGUAUAACUUAGCUAGUGAUGGCUUCUAGCAAGUUAUACUUCUGAUAUUACCU